Messenger RNA from Drosophila kikkawai, 1056 nucleotides. Its product is annotated as probable palmitoyltransferase ZDHHC24. Gene Ontology annotation, cellular component: Golgi apparatus; endoplasmic reticulum. Gene Ontology annotation, molecular function: protein-cysteine S-palmitoyltransferase activity. NCBI's taxonomy places the organism in Eukaryota, Metazoa, Arthropoda, Insecta, Diptera, Drosophilidae. The record is from RefSeq and is a predicted model, not a curated record. Gene Ontology annotation, biological process: protein targeting to membrane; peptidyl-L-cysteine S-palmitoylation.
ACCUAAAGUAAAAAUAAGAAAGCUACUCAUAAUAUGUCAGUUUAAAUAAAACACACAAACUCCCUAAUUUUUGGAGCUUUUCGUUAAAUCAAAAGAAUGUGUUUCGUGGUAAAUGUUUGCAAACGUUUUGCAAAUGAAAAUCCAAAGGUUUUCGUGACUAUAACACAUCCCUACUGUGUUGGCCUGCUGCUGGUAGGAACUGCAUUCUUUUUUCUGGCUGACAUGCUCUAUGUGGUGCCCUUCAUUUUCGACACCAGCGGAGCAAUGUACAAGCUAGCUUGGCUGGUGGCCGCCUUUAUUAUUUACAACAUCCUGGGCAACCAGUUGGCCUGCUAUCUGACGGACACUUCGGUGGCGAGUCUGCCCGAGGAGCGCCGUUUUCCGAAGACGGAGGAGGAGCACCUAUGGGCCUACUGCGAUGUAUGCAAAAUGAAAGUGCCGCCUAGAGCCUGGCAUUGCAAAUUGUGCAAGUUCUGUGUCUUGCGGCGGGAUCACCACUGCAUUUUCACGGCCACUUGCAUUGGCCACAAAAACUACAGAUAUUUCUUCUGGCUUCAGUUCUACCUGGCCCUAGGCACUGGAUUGUCCAUGGGCUGUCAUUUACUGGCGGUUGUGGUCAAUAAGGACUUUCAGAAUCGAUAUGUACUUGUGUGGAUAAUUAAAAGUGUUCUGAAGAGGGAAAACAACGUGCAUGCUGGUAAUUGGAAUGAGUUUUUGUGGCAGAACUGGCUUCUUAUGCUCAACACCUACGCCUUGGCUUUCUCACUGCUGAUGCUGCCCUAUCAACUGCCGAUCUUCUAUUUGAAUACUACUUUCUAUACGGGUUCAGAGCUCCGGUACAACCUCGGACUGCGAAGCAACAUCAAGCUCUUGUUGGGUCGGCGCGGUUUCUGGACUUUUAUCUCGCCCUGGAUCCACAGUCCAUUGCCCCAUGAUGGCACCAGUUGGGAGGAAAUGAAACCCUUAGACAUUAGCAAUUUCUAAGAGCUAUCGAACUUAUUUAAAAUUGCAUAACUCGUGCUAUUGUUAGGUGUAAAUAAAAUUCUCUCGAUAUGA